GGAGGACAGUGACCGCGGCGGUGCAGCGAGCCAUGAACUCCCAGGAUCUCCCUGCCAAAGAUGCCCCACUUACUGUCAAUGAGCAGGUAACACUCACCUGUCUUGGGUAAAGCACAGUGAAGGGGGCCCUUCUCUUUCCCACUUUAUAACCUCAUUCAAGCUUAACCUGAUAACUUUCAACUGUUGGACUCCAAGUUCUUUGCUCCUGUCACCCCUCAUGUGCCGACAUAUCAUGUCACACACUUUUUAUGUGUGUGUGUGUGUUUUAUCACCUUACAAUACCCGCCGCUCCACGCUUGUGAGGGUUACCGUUCUUUAAACUGCCGUGCUAAAUAAUUAAUUGUGGUUUUUCCUCUCUCUAGUAACAUUCUGUGUAGACAUAGUCAGCAAACAAAAGCAAUGCUCUUCACGGGAUGUGCGGAGAGCGGCGCUUGGAGGAGGCAUUGCUUGAGCUGCUUGUUGGCUGAUGCUCAUUGUUUUUGUUGAACUCAUGCUCUCUUCAUUUGUCUCUCUUUUUCUUUUUUGGUGUUGUUUUGUUUUGGGUCAUUGUGUCCUAACAUGUGCUCGGCUUCUCUGUUCUCCUUAGCCAUUCACUGUCUGACUGCAGAAGUCUUUUUUCAGCCAUUUAAAUCCUGCACUUUGAAAUUCCCUGCCAAAGACAACCAGGUCAUUGUGAUGUCUGGCCAUGAGACUAUUCGUGUGCUAGAGGUAGAGGUCGAUGCGUCUCUGCCGUCGUCAGUACCUGAUGGGAAGAGUGAGGGCAAAUCUGAGGAGGGAGUGGCUCAGCCUGCGGAGCAACCCGAAGUUGGCAGCACACAGGAUGGCCUCGCUUUGCCCCAGAGUGCCGGGGGAGUAGUGCUGGGCGAGCAGCAGGUGGUGUCUGUAGAGGCUCCGGCUCCUGCUGUCCAAACGCUGACUCCUGCUGUUCCUGUCAGCAUGUCCCUGCCACAGCCACAGGCCGCCAUGCCCAUCACUGUACAAGGCUGUCCACAGGUGCUGACCCAGGAAAGCUUGGCCACUCUGAUGACCGGUAUGAUGGCCCAGACAGGAUCCCUGGGUCAGCCCCUGCUCAUCCCUCUCAGUAUGGCGGGCUCCAUCGGUGGCCAGGGUGGUCUGGCUGUCCUCACCUUGCCUACCACCAGUGUAGCUACUCUUCCAGCGUUCGCAGCAGCUAACGCGGCUGGAAACCUCCUCAAACUGCCCUUCGCUGGCCUUCAAGCCGCGACAGUCCUGAGCUCGGUCCAGCCCCAACUGCACACAAAUGCACAGACAAUGUUCCAGCCUCAAGCAUCCAUACAGCCCAUGCAGGCCGCCGUCCAGCAGGUGACGUCUCAGCCCACACAGGUGACCAACACACAGGUCACCGCCGCUCAGAUGGCGGCAGCGCAGGCGACCCAGGCCACCACUACUGUCUCCCAGUCUAACUUAUCCUUAGCAGCUCUCCAGACUGCGGGACUCUCCAUCAAUCCUGCCAUUAUCAACGCCGCCUCCUUGGGAGCUCAGCCACAGUUUCUCAGUUCCCUCACCUCUACUCCCAUCAUUACCAGUGCCAUGUCCAACAUGGCUGGCAUCACCAGCCAGAUCAUCACAAAUGCCCAGGGACAGGUCAUAGGAACUCUCCCGCUGUUGGUGAACCCAGCCUCGCUGGCUGGAGGGGCUGCUACAUCCACUCUCCCCCUCCAGGGUCUCCAGGUCCAGACUGUCACCCCACAGCUGCUACUCAACACCCAGGGCCAGAUCAUUGCCACAGUAGGGAACGGACCUGCAGCGGUUGUAACUUCUGCUGCAGUUCUGCCCAAAGCCACCGCUCCUCCAACACUUACCAAACCUAACACACAGGCGUUGGUAACGACUGCCACACAGGCACCAGUUGUCAUCGCCCCGCAGCCGUCUGUACUGAAGACCGCCACCACGCUCUCCUCCACAGUACCCAUCACCUGUGGAGACAUAGCGAAAGUGGGCCAGCUUGUCGGCAAACCACAGCAGAUAGUCAGCAGCGAAGAAGGCAUUAAUCUGGAGGAAAUUCGCGAGUUUGCCAAGAAUUUCAAGAUCCGUCGGUUGUCCUUGGGGCUCACUCAGACACAAGUAGGGCAGGCCCUGACUGCAACUGAGGGUCCGGCCUACAGCCAGUCUGCCAUUUGCAGGUUCGAGAAGCUGGACAUCACCCCAAAGAGUGCUCAGAAGCUAAAGCCGGUGUUAGAGAAGUGGCUGGCUGAAGCCGAGCACUGGAACCAGAAAGGCCAACAGAACCUGAUGGAGUUUGUUGGCGGCGAACCGUCAAAGAAACGCAAGCGACGCACUAGUUUCACACCGCAGGCGAUAGAAGUUCUCAACUCCUACUUUGAGAAGAACGCGUUGCCAACAGGCCAAGAGAUUACAGAAAUCGCAAGAGAGCUAAACUAUGACCGAGAGGUCGUGCGAGUAUGGUUCUGCAACCGGCGACAGACUCUGAAAAACACAAGCAAAAUCAACGUCUUCCAGGUUCAGUAGCUCCCUCAUUCUCGGAGGGUUUGCCACCGAUCUUUUGUCGUUUUGGUAAGUUGAACAUUUAAUACAGCAGCACAGAUUCAGAUUGUGUUGUAAAUAAAAGAUUAACUCCAA
This is a messenger RNA of Larimichthys crocea (large yellow croaker), 2601 nucleotides long. It is a transcript of the gene pou6f1, whose product is annotated as POU class 6 homeobox 1. The coding region runs from base 559 to 2490 and encodes 643 amino acids. Gene Ontology annotation, biological process: regulation of transcription by RNA polymerase II. The record is from RefSeq and is a predicted model, not a curated record. The transcript is spliced from 10 exons. Lineage: Eukaryota; Metazoa; Chordata; Actinopteri; Sciaenidae. Gene Ontology annotation, molecular function: RNA polymerase II cis-regulatory region sequence-specific DNA binding; DNA-binding transcription factor activity, RNA polymerase II-specific.